UCGAAAAUCGAUUAAAAACAUGAAAUUAUACAAAUGUAAAAUUAGAAAACUACCGACUCAAAAACCACGACAACAGCCCCAAAACCCCCGCCUAAAUCCCCAAUUCAGAAGAACAUAAAAUAAUUUUAGUUAUUUACAGCACUGCUCAUCCCUAAGAUCCGGAGUAAUGUUUUCCAUUGCAGCUAUUAAUGACACAGACUCGAAAAAUCAAUGGCAGCCAUUGGCCCCGACGAAGGAAGCGCAGGAGUUCCAGUUGUCACAGUUAUAUCAUGAUGGGCUCUUGAGAUUACAAGCUAAAGAUUAUGAAAAAGCUCGUGAACUUUUAGAGUCGGUGCUAAAAGAUCCAUUGGUGCUAAAUGCGCAGGUGGAAAAUAGUGCAAGUGAUGGUCAUCUUUUGCAGCUCAGAUUUUUGGCACUAAAAAACCUUGCUACAGUUUCUCUUCAACAAGGCCCUUCCUAUUACGAGAAUGCUCUGCACUGCUAUCUUCAAGCCGUAGAGAUUGAUAGCAGAGAUUCUGUUGUCUGGAAUCAAUUAGGAACACUAUCUUGCACCAUGGGGUCAUUAAGCAUCUCCCGUUGGGCUUUUGAGCAAGGGCUGCUUUGCAGCCCUAAUAACUGGAAUUGCAUGGAGAAACUACUGGAACUGCUAAUUGCAAUAGGUGACGAGGUGGCCUGUCUUUCUGUUGCAGAACUAAUAUUGAGGCAUUGGCCAUCUCAUUCUCGUGCUUUGCAUGUAAAAAGUACUAUCGAGGACUCUGAACCAAUCCCAUUCACUCCAAGAGGUAUAGAUAAACUAGAACCAAAACAUAUACGGCUAAAAUUUCCUGAAAAGAGAAAAGCAACGGAUGAGCACUUAGAUACAACCAUAGCAUCUAAAAAGUUGAAGCAAAACAUUGAAGUUCAACUUUCAGAAGCCUCCUGGAUAGCUCUUGUAGGCCGAGUAAUGGAGAUCUUACGCCCAUUGUCUACAUCAGGCAUUGAAUCGGAAACUGAGAGCUACAUAUCAGGGGAUGUUAGACUAACCAUACAGUUGCCUCCAUCUGCAACAAAAUUAACUGGUUCUAUAGACACUGAAAGAUCUACAUGUGGGGGAGGCACACCUUUUGGUAAUGGCAACUCUAUAAAUGAGAAAGAAGGAACCAUAUUCGAAGAACAACCUCAAGAGAGACGAAGCAGUCGCCUUGAAAGGCUUAGAAGUCGCAAACCAGGUAAAGAAGAAUCAGAAUUUUCCAGCAAUAAAGAUCUUGCUAAAGUUGUGAAGCAGUUUCUGGUGCCUCAUUUGCUUGAUGGAACUGGAGCCAUACAUUCCAAGCACAAUUCCGACCCUUCUUGUAAUGCUGAAGUAACGGCUAAUUCACUAGACUCGGAACCUAUUGACGUGAUUGAGUUUGUCCAGAAUACUUCCAAUAAUUUUGGAGCUUAUCACAUGGGUCACUUGCUUUUAGAGAAAAUUGCAAAUUCAAGUAUUUUAUAUCAUGAUAAUAUUGGAAAAAUAUUGGACUUAGAAAAAAAUAUCAGACACUGGGGAAAGGAACGAACUCCUGAAUGUAGUCUUUUCCUUUCGGAGCUAUAUUAUGAUAUGGGAUUACGCUCUUCCGAAACAUCAAUAGUUUGCAGCUUCACAUCAGAGGCAUCUUACCAUCUCUGUAAGGUUAUAGAAUCUGUAGCUCUGGGAUAUCCUUUCCAUAUUUCUGGAAUGGAUGGUGAAAUUAAAUUCCCUAUGGCAGAUGUUUCUGAAGAUAACCAACAAGGUCAAAUGGACAACUCAUCUUUGUUGAGAAGCAACCAUCGCUUCUGGAUACGUUUUUUUUGGUUAAGUGCACGCUUAUCUAUAUUGGAAGGUGAUAAAGAAAAAGCUCAAAAGGAAUUUUCUAUUGUGUUAGCUCUUUUCAAGGACAAGGAUAAGAUGAACUCUCCUAUUGGUUCUAUUUGCUUGCCACAUUGCAAAGUGACCAAAAAGUUGACAGUUGAUAGGGUCCUUCAUGAAAUGAAUUUGAUUGAUGUUGACUACUUAAUGAAGAAAUCUGUCAGUGAGCUGCUUGAGAAAAGCAUGCAUGCAGAGUGCAGUAAAAUGCUUGCUCCUCUUUUAUUGUUCACAAAGGAUGUCCAUCUCGAUGUGUUAUAUGACCGGGACAAUGAAGAUAAAGAAAAAAAUUCAGUUGAGCUAUCUGCAUUAGAUGUUUUGAUCAAAUCAUGUGAAUUGGCAGAACCAAUGGAUGUUGACAUCUAUUUGAAUUGUCAUAGAAGGAAACUCCAAAUACUUCUAGCUGCAGCUGGUCUGGAAGGCAGUUCCCCUGAUAAUACACCAGGAUUAAAUACAUUUCCUUUUUCUGCAAGUCAAGAAAGCUUAUGGAAGCACUGGAGUCAUUUAAUUGCUGAGGAGGUGAAAGCUAUUUCUCAAUCUGUAUCAAAAGUCAAGAGCAUCGUCAACCUCAGUGAGAAUUCUAAAAACAUCCCUGUGGCGGUUAUUGGUAAUAUCCAGUCUUUAUUGCUGACGUUUAUGUACAGUAUUGCCAAUUCAUGCUUUGCUAAAAAGUCAUAUGGGCUUGGUAGUGUUCCGGAGUCCAUUGAGCAAACUGAAAGAUGCUAUUUUGUGGAUGCUGCUAUUGCUUUCUACAAACUACAGUAUAUGUUCUUCAAUACUCCGAUUAAAUCUCAAGCAGAGUUAGUUGUGGCAAUACAUGAUAUGCUUGCGGAAUUUGGUAUCUGCUGUCUACGAGGGUGUGAUGAAGAACAAGAAGAGACAUUCUUGCAACUUGCAAUCAAGCAUCUUUUGGGGUUAGCUAUGAAAGUUAAAUCCAAUAUUAACUCUCUUAAUAAGGAACAAGAAACAAGGUCUGAUCAACAGACUUUGAAAGAUGAUCCUGCAGGAUCUCCAAGUGAAUCACUAUCUACUAUUCUUGAUAUGGAAGUGAGGAAAACUGCAAAAGAUGAGGCUAGUUCAUUAGAAAAAGAUGCUGUUGACAGUUCAAAUGCAGAAAAUGUUUCCUCUCAUCUAGAAAAUGAGAAAACGGGAGUAAAAUGUGACAGUGAUGUUGGUUGUGUACCUGCCAGUAGCUGCGGCAAUCGAAAAAUAGAGAAUACUCAUAUUAUUGAGUGUGAGAGUGAGCUAACUGAGGAUGAAAGAGAGGAUCUUGAACUCAUCAUUGAUAAUGCAUUGAAUCAAUGUUUUAACUGUUUGUAUGGUCUAAAUUUGAGAUCCGAUUCAUCCUGUGAAGAGGAUUUAGUCGAGCAUAAAAACACAAGCCAGGGGGAUUAUCAGACUAAGGAACAGUGUGCUGAUGUUUUUCAAUAUAUACUUCCGUAUGCAAAAGCUUCAUCUAAAACUGGGCUGAUUAAACUUCGGAAGGUUCUAAGAGCCAUAUGCAAACAUUUUCCUCAACCCCCUGACCAUGUUUUGGCUGGAAAUGCGAUUGAUAAGUUCUUAGAUGAUCCAGAAUUAUGUGAAGAUAAGCUAUCAGAGGAUGCUGGGUCUAAAGACUUUCUGGAUACCAUGAUGAAAAUUAUAUUUCCAGAGAACGAACAGAUCAAACAACUAAAGACAUCUUCCCUGGAAAGCUGUGACCCGUACCUGGAAAUUUAUCGCAAUUUAUAUCAUCUUCUUGCACAGUCUGAGGAAAUAAGUGCAACUGAUAAAUGGGCUGGUUUUGUUCUAACUAAAGAAGGUGAAGAAUUUGUACAGCAUAAUGCAAAUCUCUUCAAAUAUGAUUUAUUAUACAAUCCUCUGCGCUUUGAAAGUUGGCAGAAGCUUGCAAAUAUAUAUGAUGAGGAAGUGGACUUGCUGCUGAAUGAUGGCAGUAAGCAAAUCAAUGUUUUGGGGUGGAGAAAAAAUGGUGUUCUACCUCUGAGAGUUGAGGCAAGUCGAAGAAGAAGCAGGCGAUGCUUAUUGGUCACUUUGGCUUUGUCAAAGACAGCCGCCCAACAGGGUGAGAUACACGAGUUAUUGGCAUUGGUGUACUACGAUGGUCUUCAGAAUGUGGUACCAUUUUAUGAUCAAAGAUCUGUUGUACCCUUAAAGGAUGAAGACUGGAAGAAAUUCUGCCAGAACUCUAUGAGUCAUUUCAAGAAAGCCUUUAAACACAAGGAAGAUUGGUCUCAUGCAUUUUAUGUGGGAAAACUCUGUGAGAAACUUGAAUACUCUCACGAUGUCUCGUUCUCAUAUUAUGCCCAGGCUAUUGCCUUGAAUCCAUCAGCUGUAGAUCCAUUCUACAGGAUGCAUGCAUCACGAUUGAAGUUACUCUGCAAAUGCGGGAAGCAAAAUGAAGAGGCUUUAAAGGUUGUUGCGGCACAUUCCUUUGCUCAAUCAGCCAAGGAAACUGCAGGACAUAUUUUAGGGGGACUUGACAAUGAAAGUUCAGAGUCAUUAAUGCGCGUUGAAGAUGGAUUAUCCAAUAGCAACUCUGAGGUGGUAGACUUGCAUAAAUUUGAAAAAGUUUGGGAUCUGCUUUACAGUGAUUGCCUUUCUGCCCUUGAAACUUGCGUGGAAGGUGACCUUAAGCAUUUUCACAAGGCGAGGUAUAUGCUUGCUCAAGGAUUUCACUAUAGAGGUGGGACUGGGAAUCUAGAGAAAGCAAAGGAGGAACUUUCUUUCUGCUUUAAGUCAUCUCGUUCGUCAUUUACAGUAAAUAUGUGGGAGAUUGACAGUAUGGUUAAGAAAGGAAGACGCAAAACCCCAGGUCCUUCUGGGAACAAGCGAACACUUGAAGUAAACUUAGCAGAAAGUUCCCGUAAAUAUAUAACUUGCAUAAGGAAGUACAUCUUAUUCUAUUUGAAGUUGUUGGAGGAGACUGGAGAUGUCUCUACCCUUGAUCGGGCUUAUGUCUCUCUUCGGGCAGAUAAAAGGUUCUCCUUGUGCCUUGAAGAUAUUGUGCCAGUGGCUCUUGGAAAGUACAUUAAGGCCUUAAUUAUGUCGGUACGUCAAGGUGGUACUGCUACAGACCAUGUUGAGCAUUUGCUGGAGAAACUAUUCAAUUUGUUCUUAGAGCAGGUCAACUUGUGGUCAGAUAUUUGCAGUUUGCCUGAGCUUAAGAGUUCAGAAUGGACAGAGAACAGCCUCUACGGAUAUGUCUAUCAAUACAUACAGCUACUUGAGAGCAAUGUCAAGGUAGAAACCCUUGAAGGAAUAAACGAGAAGAUCCGUAAGCGUUUGAAGAAUCCAAAAUUGUCUAAUAGUUACUGCGCUAAAGUAUAUAGGCAUGUUUCUGCUGCCUGGUGUAGAUCUCUUGUCAUUAAUAUGGCAUUGAUCACACCUUUGCAUUCAAAGCGCUCCACUGAGAUUCAUGGUAUGGAUUCAUCGGGCGGUGGGCCGGAAAGCGAACAGCUACUGUGUGUUGACCUUCAAUCAGAGGAACUAUGGAGUUCAUCGUUUGAGGAUUCAAAUCAUCUCAAGAUUCUUGAAAAUAAAUGGAACCAUUCACUGUCUAAGAUUAAGAAUGUUAUAAUCAAGAGGGUUUCGGACGAAGAUUUGGAAACUGCAGCCACACUGCUUAGAUCUUCAUACAGUUUCUACAGGGACACCUCUUGUGCAUUGCUUCCAUCCGGCAUAAACCUUUACAUGGUGCCAGCUCAGCUGGCUGCAGAAACUUAUAUCCAGCCGGGAAUUGAUGGAGUUGACAUACUUGAUAUGAAUACUUCACGUAAGCUUCUUUUGUGGGCCUACUCGCUUUUGCAUGGCCAUUGCACAAAUGUCUCGCAUGUCAUCAAGCACUGCGAAGAGAAUGCAAAGUCGAGGAUUAAGAAAGUAAUAGGAGGUUCAUCUACUCCUUCAAAUGCCCACACACAAACUCCCACUGCUUCUCAAGCAGGUGGAGCUAAAGAUGGGAUCUGUAAAACUAGUGAACAAGAAGUUCAGUCAGAGCUCUUUGUUAGUCCUCCUGCUUCAUUGCCUGAAACCCAUAGCAGCCUUAAACUGGCAUCUUCCCUUUUGCCAGAAACCGACAAAACACAGAAGGAACCAUCCACUUCCCCUGAGAAUGAGAAAACACAGAAUUCGACUAGAGAACCGAAUAGCACUAGUAUUGCAUCUUCCAACGAAAAAUAAAUAUAAAAUAAAAUAAAUCUGCUAAUUUCGAGAGUUUAAAGGAAAGUCUCCACUAGAGGAAGAACAGAGUUCAAAAUAUUGAAGACAUGUAUAGUGUAUUUGUCUUGUUGGCCUACUGUGGAGCUGUGCAUAUAUGUAGUAAUAUAUAUUCCUUGGUUUCAAAUUUUUGGAAAUGCAGAGAAUUUUUUUAAA
Messenger RNA from Erythranthe guttata (spotted monkey flower), 6232 nucleotides. Its product is annotated as Tetratricopeptide repeat (TPR)-like superfamily protein. Gene Ontology annotation, molecular function: nucleosome binding; protein binding. The record is from RefSeq and is a predicted model, not a curated record. Gene Ontology annotation, biological process: chromatin organization. Gene Ontology annotation, cellular component: nucleus. NCBI's taxonomy places the organism in Eukaryota, Viridiplantae, Streptophyta, Magnoliopsida, Lamiales, Phrymaceae.